AUGCCGGCGGCGGCGCGUGCCAGAUUAAACAAUAAGGAGGCCAGGCCGGGCCAGCGGCCUCCAUCUGUCCGCCGCGCCGCCGAAACCGCCGCUUAUAUUCAAAUUGGAAACCAGCCCUUCAUCACGUUGCAGACGAGCGAGCUGGACGCGCUGCUGUGCCGGCCGGAGCUGGACCGGCUGCGCUGUCUGGACGUCGAGCCGGACGUGAAGCGCGAGUCGCCGCUGCACCACCACCACCACCACCAUCCCCCGCACCACCACCACCAUCACCACCAUCACCACCACCACGGGCUCCACCACCACGACCCGUACCUCGAGUCGUCACCGGCGCCGGCGCCCGCCCCCAGUGACUCGCCGGUGGGUCACCCGUCGGGGGCGGGCGCACUAGCCGCCGCCUUCUCGUUGGCCACCGCCCCAGCAGCCGCCCCCGACGACGACGUCUUCCUGAGGCCGGCCAUCUGGGAGGACAUCACCUCUAGCAUCCAGAAGCUGGAUCCCGAGAACGCGGAGAUGCUCGCCGCCGCCAUCGUCAAGAUGGAGUCCCCGGACGACAUAGACCGGCUGCAGGUGCCGCUCCACCCCAGCUACUUCCAGCCGCAGCCGGCGCACCACCGACUGCAACCUCAGUCGCAGCCCCAGCAGCAGGCGGGGGCGGCAGUGGUGGUGGGGGCGGUCCCCGCGGCCGCGCCGGCGCCGGCGCCGUCGCUGUCCUACAAGCUGGCCGGCGUCGCCGCCUCCGUCUCCGGCUCCCCCUCUUGCUCCGCCUCUGCGCCCGCCCCCGGCUCGUCCGUCCCCGCCCCCACCCCCGCCCCCGGGCUGCUGCCGCGGCAGUUCGCGCCGCCGCCCACGCCGCCCGCGUCGGAUCCCGGCUCCCCCGGCGCGCGCCGCACGCCGCCGCCUCCCUACCCUGCGCAGGCGCCGGCGCCGCACCCGCAGCCGCCCCCGCAGCCUCCGCCCCCACCUGCAGCCACGGUGCUGGCGGCUGCAGCCACCCCCACGCCAAAGUACAACCGACGGAACAACCCGGAGCUCGAGAAGAGGCGGAUCCACCACUGCGACUACAUCGGUUGCACCAAGGUCUACACGAAGAGCUCCCACCUCAAGGCGCACCAGCGGAUACACACAGGGGAGAAGCCGUACCGCUGCCAGUGGCCGGAGUGCGAGUGGCGGUUCGCGCGGUCGGACGAGCUGACGCGCCACUACCGCAAGCACACGGGCGCCAAGCCCUUCAAGUGCGCCGUGUGCGACCGGUCGUUCGCGCGCUCCGACCACCUCGCGCUGCACAUGAAGCGCCACCAGCCCAAGGCGCCCAAGUGAGCGAGGCGCGCGU
Molecule: messenger RNA, 1330 nt
Organism: Schistocerca americana (American grasshopper)
Lineage: Eukaryota; Metazoa; Arthropoda; Insecta; Orthoptera; Acrididae
Product: dendritic arbor reduction protein 1-like
Exons: 5
Coding region: 1-1317 (438 amino acids)
Biological process (GO): regulation of transcription by RNA polymerase II
Molecular function (GO): DNA-binding transcription factor activity, RNA polymerase II-specific; RNA polymerase II cis-regulatory region sequence-specific DNA binding
Source: RefSeq, a predicted model, not a curated record